Messenger RNA from Rubroshorea leprosula, 1684 nucleotides. The record is from the annotation of a GenBank genome assembly. Lineage: Eukaryota; Viridiplantae; Streptophyta; Magnoliopsida; Malvales; Dipterocarpaceae.
UGCCAUUUCUUUCAGCUUUGGAUAUAUAUUGCAUGAAAGCAAUUACGAUAUGCACUUAUGCAUUGCAGAUGCCUAUCUUCCAUCUCUAAUCUUCUGAUCUUUCUUUCGGCUUUCCCGCCAUGGCUGAAUACGAAGUCAUUGUUGGUGACAGAAAAAAGAGGGUCAUUAUGUUUCCAUUCAUGGCUCACGGCCACCUCAACCCUUUCAUGGCACUAGCGGAAAAGCUAGUACAAAGAGGAAGCUGCACCAUAACCAUUGUCAAUACUCCUUGGAACAUCCAAAAACUCAAAUCAUCAUUUCCUCCUGAUUCCAAGACUAACAUAUCCUUUGCCGAAAUCCCCUUCAAUUCUGCCCAGUAUGGCCUCCCGGUGAAUGCAGAAAACAUGGGGGAACUCUCCCCUGAACUCUCCACUCGUUUCCUUGAAGCCUCGGAAAAUCUUGAACCCCACUUCAGGAAUCUCUUAAUAAGCAUUACCGAGAAAGAAGGGAAGGCACCGGCGUGUAUUAUCUCCGAUAUGUUCCUCGGAUGGACUAUCAAGGUUGCCAAUGAGCUAGGAAUCUUCCAUUCUGUUUUCAUUGCAGGGGCUGGUUAUGGCAUGGGGAUUUAUUUUUCUCUUUCAUUGAACAUAAGCCAAAGAGAGAAUGGGGAAGAAUUUUCGCUCCUUGAUUUUCCUGAGGCCUCGAGAAUUCACCAAACCCAACUAGGGGGUGAAUUCAAGUAUAGUGAUGAAACAGUUUCUUGGUUCUGUUUCCGGGAACGGCAGUUCUUGUUCUGUUUGAGCUCUGAUGCAAUUCUGUUGAAUAGCAUACCGGAGUUGGAUGGGAUGGGGGCAAAGUACUUUCACCGAAAAACAAGAGGAAAGCCUAUAUACAUGGUUGGACCAAUCUGUUCUUCCCCCAAGAGGGCAUCUCAAUUUCCAGAUGAUUUUUCUGCCUGGCUGGAUCUUCAUCCACCAGAGUCAGUUCUGUAUGUAUGUUUUGGAUCACAAUUCACCAUCCUACCUUCCCAGAUGCGAGAAUUGGCAAAGGGUUUGGAGGAAAGUGGUGUGGUAUUUAUCUGGGUAAUUAGGCCACCCGUGGGAUUCAGUGUGGCAGAAGAAAUCAAUCCAGAAUGGUUACCUGAUGGAUUCCAGGAUCGAAUCAGGAGUAGGAAUCAAGGGAUUUUGAUUUAUAAAUGGGCUCCCCAGGUGGAAAUUCUGCGCCAUAGAUCAACAGGAGGGUUUCUUAGCCAUUGCGGCUGGAACUCUGUCCUGGAAAGUUUGUGUAAUGGGGUUCCAAUCAUUGGCUGGCCUCUGGAGGGAGAACAGCGCUUCAACUCCCACUUCCUGGAGAAGGAAGUCGGUGUUUGCUUGGAAAUGGCUCGAGGGACUGAGUCUGCAACUAUUAAGUGUGACGAUGUUGCAAGAACAAUCAAGAUGGCGAUGGGACAAACAGAAAAAGGAGUGGAGAUGAGGAGAAAGGCCCUGGAAAUUAAAAAGAAAAUGGAAGAUGCAAUCCAAGAAAGGGAUGGUUUUAAAGGAUCCUCUGUUCAGGCCAUGGAUGAGUUCCUCAGCAUAGCAACCUCUACAAGAUAAAUAUAUAUAAACAUCCAUCCCUUUGGAGAAAACUAGCAAAGGGAUUCAGACCCUUUAGUCCUGAUGAUUGUGAAUUUACAUAUCAAUAUCAAUAACAGCUUCUUCAAUCC